AUUUGUUUGUGUUUUUGUAAAUAUCAUCAUUAUGGUUCUACAUGUUUUCUUGUAGUGAUUGUACCAAGUUUUAUAAUUCAAUAUUUUUAUGCUAGUUUUUCCAGGAAACGGACUCACCAGUCAUUGUAAUAGUUGUUAGUGGAGAUUAAGGCAAAAAAUAUAAUUCAAGAAUAAAUAUUAUUUCAAAUAGAGGUAACUAACUUAAAUAAACAAUCAUGGAGGUAAUGGAAGAAGGUAAUUUAAUGGACAGAGUGAGGAUAUUAUUGCAACGAGAUAUGGCAUACUACCAGGCACAUCAGACAGUUCUACACGAGACCCUAUGCUCUGGUAUAGUCGGUGGCCUACUUGACUUUCCACACUACGCAUCAUUUGCGGCUUACAAGCUGGUGCUCUGGUGGGAAGAAGAAUAUCAAGCUGCAUUUCGUAAGCCUUCAGGUCUGUUGGAGAAGGAUUCUGGAGGUCAAGAAGUUGCUGCUUCUGACCCAUCACUGGAACGAGGCUGUGGGGGAGUAGCAAAGACUAGUGCCCCAAAGGAAUUUGUGAAGCUCACUGCAGAAUCGGGAGAGCAAAUCCUCGAGCACCUGCAUUCGCUGUCCCAGGAGGCUUUGGACCACGCAGACUUGACCGUCCUGGCUGCCACUUUGGGUGCGGCAGCCCUGCUUAGGUCCUGCCUGUGGUGCUACCACCAGCUGCUGGUCAAGGCUCGAGAGGAAGGCCUGUCGCUGCACGCGAGCCAGAAGCAGUUCCAUUCAAUGGCCGAGGCGCUGGCGGAGCGACUGCUGGAUCUGCACUGCCGGCUGCUGUCCCUGUACGUCCUGCAGGACGCAGACUCGCUACACUGGGAGGACCCGCGCCCCUUCUUCGAGGGGGAGCGCGGAUCCGUCACGGUGCAGAUGUGGUGGCUGUACAUGCAAGGUGCGCGCCCCGUCCCAGGAGCAAGCCCCGCGUCACACCAGCCUCCUCCACGCCGUUGUGCUGCUACAGGGACGCGGACAGACCUGUGGAACACGGUGCCGCCGCGGACGGCGCAACGCGUGUUCGCCGGCAUGCUCAACGAGUCCCUCACCAUCUUGGUGGCACGCUACGUCGCCGCGGAGCCCAGCGCGGCGCGGGCGUCCCUCCUCGUCACCGACCUCGUCAACAUGCUGCUCUGCACGCGCGAGCUGGCGGUGUCCGUGUGCGCGGACGCGGCGGAGCUGGUGGGCUUUUCUCAGCGCUCCAAGAUCAUGCGCGACGUGCACGCCAAGUGCCACGUGCUGCUGACCACGCUCCUGCUGCGCGGCUGCCCCCUCGACGCGCUGCUCCGCGCCAUGAGGAAGGGCCUGUGCGACCAGGGCGGGGCUGCCGCCGCAGGCACGGGGCCCGCGCCGUGGGUCCAGCUGGUGUCGCCACAGUACCUGCCGGCGAAGACCCGGCCCCGCUCGUACCUCGACCUGGACGACGGCGCCGCCAUCUCCCUGGAGCUGGCCGUGCUGCUGGCCCAGCCGCAGCCUUCGUGGGCCCUGCUGCUGCGGGUGCUCAUGAUGCGCGACUGCCGCGUGGCCAAACUGCUGCUGCGACGGCUCAUCCUGCGCGAGGGCGGAGACUCGGCCUCGACGACGACCUCGGGACUUCCCUCGGCCUCCUCUGCGUCCGCCGCGGACUCGGAGCCGGGCUGCGGACGGUUCCUCUGCCGCGGCGACUGCCCCUCUGCGCCGGCCUCCACCCCGGCAGGGACCACGGCGUGCACCACGGUGGGCGCGGCGCAGGUGGAGAAGGCCCUGGUGCACACCAUCGCGUGCGUGGGCGGCACCAAGGCGCUGUCGGCCUCGCUGCUGCCCGCCCUCGAGGUGCUGGCCUGCGACCCGCACUGCGCCUGGGCGGGCGCCUUCGACCGCCGCCAAGUGUGGAACUUGCAGCGGCCGCCCUGGAUGGACGCCUUCAUCACGCCGCUGCAGCCCCUGCUGCAGGCCACCGUCGCCACCGCCAUCGCCUCCGUGCAGGCCGGCGCCCUAGCGCGCGACCUGGUGCCGCUGGCGCUGACGUGCCUCACCCAGCUGGCGCCGUGCUUGCCGCCCUGGCUCGGCUCCACGGCCGCGGCCAUCGGGGACCUGCUGCCCGCCGACGUGCACCCGGUGGGCGGGUCCCCCCUGCUGCAGGUGGCGCUGGCCGGCCUGUACGAGGCCCUGACGCGCUACGGCUCCGGCCACGGCCACGGCCUCGGGCACGGCGCGCACGCGGCGGCCGCGGCCGGCAAGCUGGCCGAGGCCCUCUGCCGCAUCGACGAGGACGACACGCUGCGGCCGUGCGUCCAGGAGUUCCUGCGAGCCGUGCAGGAAUACACGGAGGACGAGACGUGGGACUGGCGCGCAGUGGAGGAAUCUCUGCCCACAGCAGAGCUGCUCGUUUCCAAAAUACUGCUUACCAACGAUGGUCGGCAAGCGUUGAAGGUACGGUAGGUCCCUCUUAUGACUUCCAACGUCAUGUAUAAGUACAUGCAUGAGAACGCUCCCUGGACGUUGUCUGCUAUCGGUCGGGCAGGCGAUUACUUGGUGGUGCCUUCCCGACCACUCCUGCACACCAUGUUUCACAUAGGAAAUAGACAGUUUGAUCAGUACUUAGCGGGCACUUGGUCUCCAGACUGGUCCACUUUGCUCCAAUCGCCCUUGGGACUUACUCGUGAAAAGGUUUGGAAGCAACUCCAAAAACGGUCAGAAUUUUCUGACUAUAAAACUGACCCUGCACUUUUAAGUCAGCAUGAUGCUAUAGUGGUUGAGAAAAUGACAGAGAUGUUCAUGCAUGAGGAUGCUGAUUCUUCUUCUGCCCCAACACAAACACCCAGUACUGAAGAAUUUGUAAACAGGAAUAACAAGUCAACAGUUUCCCAACAAAAGUCGGAUCAAAAGCAAAGCACUUCUAGAAAAAAAGCAGAAAACAAUGAAUCAAACACAACCAAUGCAGAAGCAAAGGGUCAACCUGACACAAAGCCAGAAGACCAAUCCAGUCAUUCGGAAACAAACAAAGAGCAGCCAGUUUCGGUUCCUUACAGUAAGACAGUAACAGAACACAAAGAAAACAAUAAGGAAGAAAAAAUGAAAUCAGAGCUAGAAAAUGUUCAAAAAGAUGGACCUGAUCCUGUAACACCCCGCAUCCCAUCAGAUAGUAGUUUGAAGAAAACUUCUGUGUCAAAUACAGAGCCUGCUUCUACUUCUGCAAGAAAGUCCAGCAAAGAACAUUCAUCCAAAUCAUCAAAAAAUAAAGAUAGAAGCCAGAAGGAGUAACAUAUAUUUGGGACCACCGAUUAC
Molecule: messenger RNA, 3284 nt
Organism: Thrips palmi
Lineage: Eukaryota; Metazoa; Arthropoda; Insecta; Thysanoptera; Thripidae
Exons: 10
Source: RefSeq, a predicted model, not a curated record